This is a messenger RNA of Anopheles stephensi (Asian malaria mosquito), 1054 nucleotides long. RefSeq lists its product as uncharacterized. The transcript is spliced from 2 exons. Bases 492 to 1004 code for a protein of 170 amino acids. NCBI's taxonomy places the organism in Eukaryota, Metazoa, Arthropoda, Insecta, Diptera, Culicidae. The record is from RefSeq and is a predicted model, not a curated record.
GUUUUAUCUGUCAUCCAUUAGUGCCACCACUCAUCAGUGUGGUGCGUGCGUGCUACUGCUUCGUUAAGCUAUCGUUAAGUUCCAGGAAAGGGUCAACGAGGGCAGAGACCAAAUUUAAAAUGGCCAACGACUCCCGAUGGAAUUGUUGCGUGUGUCCUGGGCAUUUUUAACGCCCUCUUCGAAAACUAACAGAGUAAGCCCGAGCAGUAGCGUCAUUUUUGCAGAUCGAUUUCAUUCACUACAUUCAAAGGGUAAGAUGAUGUUCUCACGUCCUCAAAGACCAAACAAAAAAAAUCGCUGUCCAACAAAACACACGCGCGCACCAGUCAGUAGCUUUAGGUGCAAAUUUUUCAACAAAAAAAUCCCCUCCGCAAAUGUGUGUACCGCAAAUCGAAAUGCAAACAAAAACCAGCUGUAUUUCCCUACACCCAUUCUGCGUUGUCAGCGCGCGAAGCGAUGGGAUGAAUAAAAUGGAAUAAGUACCGAUUCGGAUGAAUCCAGUGCGGUCUGUUGCGUGUGCUGCAAACGAACCUCGGUCUCACUCCUCUUCGCCAGCGCGUGUGUCACAGCAGCUAAUCGUGAUGAAAUUCUUAGUAUUUUCGGUGGUUUUGUGCGCUUUCGUGGCUACCAGCACGGCACAAACCAAGUCGCCGGUCAUCGUACGGAUGCAGACCGCCCUCGGCAGCAUGCUGUCAGUCGUGCGCGAUCUCUCGCUCGCCAACACCGCCCUCAUCAAGGACACCGAGGAUCAUAUCGCCCUGAAUUCGGCCUAUGUCGCAGCGGAGGAACUGUACCAACUGUUCCCCACGUUCGGCACGCAGAACAGCUCGUUGCUGCCUCUUCCAUCGCGCACCCGACUGGAAAGUGCAUUCGAUAGCUUCCGCAAUGCGGUGGCUGCCUGGGAAGGUGCCCUGGAUGGGCGUACCGUCGAAAAUUUGACCAGUACGUUCCAAAACGUUCAGAAGGAAUUCCUAAACCUGGCCGGCGUUGUGUACACGCUGUAAUUUACCAAACUCAAAAUAAAUGCGUAGCAAAAGUUUUUUAAAAUGAAAAA